Messenger RNA from Penaeus chinensis, 2272 nucleotides. RefSeq names its product D-beta-hydroxybutyrate dehydrogenase, mitochondrial-like. Gene Ontology annotation, molecular function: oxidoreductase activity. The record is from RefSeq and is a predicted model, not a curated record. The transcript is spliced from 9 exons. The coding region runs from base 156 to 1247 and encodes 363 amino acids. Lineage: Eukaryota; Metazoa; Arthropoda; Malacostraca; Decapoda; Penaeidae.
GCUGAAGAACAGAGACCAUCGCAAGAGACGGAGCGAGACGCAGCUGCCUGGCCAGUGUAACGGCAACCGAGAUACAGUGUACAAGGUAACUCUACAGUGGACAGGGUAACUCUGCAGUGUACAAGACAACCAUCAUUCCAAGCUCAGCGGAUGCGAUGAUGCUGCUCACGCUGGACACCACGGCCGAGAUGCUGCUCUGGGGAUGCGCCGGCAGCGUCUUGGCGGUCGGUCUAAGUUUCUUGGACUUGUCGGAGGCUCCCUUUUGCCUGCUUCACUUGCUGCUGGCGGGCUGGGCGCUCGCGGCCGCCGGCUGCCUCGCUCGCGCCUGCCUCAAGGUGCCAGUGCAUCGGAGAGCCGUUCUGGUGACAGGGUGCGACUCAGGGUUCGGGCACCAACUGGCACAGCAUCUUGACAGAAUUGUAAUGACAGUGACAGUUACAGUGGGCUUUCGCGUUUUUGCUGGUUGCCUCCAUGCAAAUAGCCAAGGAGAAGGAGCAGAGACGUUAAGGAAAUUAGGAUCCGCGAAGUUGCACGUAAUGCAGUUAGAUGUGACGAAGCAAGAAGAGUUGAAGGAAGCGAAGAAGCACGUCCAGGCGCUGAUGCAAAAGGGAGAAGUGCUAUGGGGUCUUGUCAACAACGCAGGCAUUGGGUGUCUUGGCCUGACAGAGAUGACGACCAUUGCAAAAUACAAGCAGAUAGCAAACGUUAAUAUUUUCGGGAUGGUCGCCUGCACUCAGACCUUCCUUCCCUUGAUCAAGCAGUCUAAAGGUCGCAUUGUCAACGUAGGGAGCAUGGUGGGUCGCGUUCCUCAGCCGAUCCUCACGCCCUACGUGGUCACCAAAUAUGCCGUGGAAGGAUUCAGUGAUUGCCUUAGAGUGGAGUUGAAACCGCGGCAAGUGAAGGUCAGCGUCAUUGAGCCGGGUAACUUCGCUAAAGCCACGGGCAUUGCAGGAGAGGAGCGCCUUCGUCGCCAGGAGGAGGAUCUGUGGGGCGCCUUGGACGAGGACCUCCGUCGAGAGCACCCUCGGCAGGCGCUCCGGGCGGUCACUCAAGCUCUCAGGGCGUUCAGAGAUGCAGGGCCUGACAGCAUGACCCCUGUGCUGGAGGCCAUGACAGAUGCCCUGACGCAGAGAUUCCCAAGGGCACGUUAUAUGCCCAUGGACCUACACACCUUCGUCAGGAUAUUUGUGGCCACGCACUUCCCAGAGUGGCUCUACGAUCUCCUCUAUGUUUCUCAUUCACUGUAGGGCACGUCGAUAGAGCGGAGGAAGGGGCAGAGGCCACGGUUUGAAGAGGGAAGGGAGAGCAUGUCGAAAGACGACUGUGCUGUUUAUAUACGCAUAUAUAUAUACAUAUAUAUAUAUAUAUAUAUAUAUAUAUAUAUAUAUCUGUGUGUGUGUGUGUAUGUAUAUAUAUAUAUAGAUAUAGAUAUAUAUACACAUACACACGUGUGUGUAUGUGUGUAUAUCUAUAUGUAUGUAUAUCUAUAACACACACACACACAUACAUAUAUAUAUGUAUAUAUAUAUAUAUUGUAUAUAAUAAUGAAGCUCAGUGACUUAUAAGCGAGAAGAAGAGGCCGGAGUCGAACAGUUUCAUGCUCACUGAGUGGCCUCUCCUCGCCGGCCAUGUUUCGAAGUAACGACAUGAACGCUCUUUUGACGAACCACAGUGGGUAAGAGCGGAACAGGAUAAUUAGGAACGUGGGUGUACUUCCUUAGGAUAUAGUUAGCAUUAGGAAGGUUUAUUAGUGUGAUUAUAUAAUUGAAGUUUGAUUGUUAAAUGACGGGCAAAAUUCCACCCGCCUUGGACGUCAUAUUACGGGAGUCGCCCUUCGACAUUAAAACAAAAUGUAUUUUUACGUUACCCGCCGUUCAAUGGUUAAUAAGCUAAUUAUUUUCACAUUAUGAUACCGUAAUCAAUAUAUUUUAACCUUGAGUUAAUGAAAAUAGGUACGAGGGUAGUUUGAGGAAUUAUAUUUGAUAGAUAAUUAAGUCUUUUGUAUAUGUAAGUUCAAGAUUGACUUUAGACCUUUCAUCAUUAAGUGUUUGAUUUUGAUAAUGCAUGAUAUUCAAUUCGCUUAUAGACUUAGUGUUUUCAAUGUCAGCUUAGUCUCGAGUUAUGAGUUGUCUAUCUGUUAUAUAAUGGUGAGUUAUAAGUACCUACUUGUAAACUAUCUAUUAAGAGAAAUUUGAUCCAUGGAGAAGCGGUAAACAUAUACAUUAUGUUAUUCUUGUGAUUGAGAUAUCUAGAUUAUAACUUGGUAUCCUCA